Messenger RNA from Trichomycterus rosablanca, 1317 nucleotides. RefSeq names its product abhydrolase domain containing 2, acylglycerol lipase b (gene abhd2b). Gene Ontology annotation, cellular component: sperm flagellum; sperm plasma membrane. The coding region runs from base 1 to 1293 and encodes 430 amino acids. The transcript has 9 exons. Gene Ontology annotation, molecular function: acetylesterase activity; monoacylglycerol lipase activity. The record is from RefSeq and is a predicted model, not a curated record. NCBI's taxonomy places the organism in Eukaryota, Metazoa, Chordata, Actinopteri, Siluriformes, Trichomycteridae. Gene Ontology annotation, biological process: sperm capacitation; medium-chain fatty acid catabolic process; steroid hormone receptor signaling pathway.
AUGAGUGCCUAUGUGGAGAGAAAUGCCCAGACCAUCACCCCAGACAUGCCAGCUGUGUUUGAUGGCAUGAAACUGGCCGCAGUAGCCUCUGUACUUUACAUCAUAGUACGCUGCCUCAACCUUACGAGUCCUACAGCAGCCCCCAAAAUCAUCUGUAGAAAUACCCCUCUGAAUUACUAUCUACUCAAGUCCUGCUCCAUUCUAACCAAAGAGUACAUUCCCCCCUUAUUGUGGGGUAAAAGUGGACAUUUUCAAACUGCACUUUAUGGAAAAAUGGGACGGAUACAUUCUCCUCACCCACAUGGCACGCGUGUGUAUCUUCCUAUGCAGGAUGGAGCUACAGCCACAUUUGACCUUUUUGAGGCUGUUGGUGACCAUCCAACAAGUGAUGAUAUAACCAUGGUGAUCUGCCCUGGGAUCGGUAACCACAGUGAGACGCACUAUAUCUGUACCUUUGUGGAUUAUUCUCAGAGGCAGGGCUACAGAUGUGCCGUGCUUAACCACCUAGGAGCCCUGCCAAACAUUGAGCUGACCUCCCCACGCAUGUUCACCUAUGGCUGUACUUGGGAGUUUUCAGCCAUGGUGAGCUACAUCAAACGAACAUUUCCCCAGACCUGGCUUAUUGUGGUGGGCUUCAGUCUAGGUGGGAAUAUCGUGUGUAAGUUUUUGGGGGAGAACACAGCCAAUCAGGACAAAGUGAUGUGCUGUGUCAGUGUCUGUCAGGGCUAUAGUGCUCUCAGGGCUCAUGAGACGUUUCAACAGUGGGACCAGUGCAGGAGAAUCUAUAACUUCUUCAUGGCAGACAAUAUGAAAAAGAUCAUUCUGUCCCACAAGAAAAGCUUGUUUGAGACACAAUCAAGCAAAAUGAACGUUACAGAUCUACAUCGUCUUCACACAGCUACAUCACUCACACAGAUAGAUGAGAACAUUAUGAGGAAGUUCCAUGGUCAUGGUUCUUUAAGAGAAUAUUAUGAAAAGGAAAGCUGUGUGAAUUACAUCCACAAUGUAAACGUUCCACUUCUGAUGGUGAAUUCAUUAGAUGACCCUCUUGUCCAUGAGUCUCUUUUGACCAUUCCUCGCACACUAGCAGAACAAAAGGAGAAUGUAAUAUUUGUGCUGACGCAGCAUGGAGGACAUCUGGGCUUUUUUGAAGGUGCCAUGCUUUUCCCUCAGCCUCUGACCUGGAUAGACAAAGUCAUUGUCAGUUAUGCUAAUGCUAUCUGCCAGAGAAAGAAGGAGAAUCUGGAAUGGCCUCAAACAGCAGACGGCACAGAACCUAAAGGCAAAGUUUAACCAGAGCACUGUGCUUCCUUUGGU